This is a messenger RNA of Lithohypha guttulata, 918 nucleotides long. RefSeq lists its product as uncharacterized. The transcript has a single exon. Gene Ontology annotation, biological process: fungal-type cell wall organization. The record is from RefSeq and is a predicted model, not a curated record. Gene Ontology annotation, cellular component: plasma membrane; cell cortex of cell tip. Lineage: Eukaryota; Fungi; Ascomycota; Eurotiomycetes; Chaetothyriales; Trichomeriaceae. Bases 1 to 918 code for a protein of 305 amino acids.
AUGGGUAUCUUCAACCGACGCAAGAAGGUCGACGACGAACCUGGAGUGAAGGACAGAACCAGCUCAGACGACACAUUAUUAGAUGACAGCGCAUUCUACAAAAAGCCGACAGCUUUGCGUUUGUUCACGGUCUUCAUAUACCUUGCGGCAUUAAUAUUCCUGAUAUUAGUCGAGAUUGGCAACAUCAAUGGUAAUGCCGUUAUUCGAGACACAUACUUUCUCAACAUCAACCUACAAGAUAUCAUACCAACGUCCGUACCAAACGCCGUCCUCAUAAAUACUAUCGCUCAAUCUUUGGGCUUGCACGAUUUCUACCAAGUUGGAUUGUGGAACUAUUGUGCUGGCUACACCGGACAAGGCAUCACAUAUUGUUCACCUACCCAGCUCGCAUACUGGUUCGACCCAGUCGAGAUAAUCACCAGCGAGUUGCUAGUUGGAGCUAGUAUUGCCUUGCCAACAGAUGUGGUUUCCGUAUUGGGUAUUGUGCGCACUGCCAGUACAUGGAUGUUUGCAUGCUUCAUGGUUGGUACAGUGCUGACGUUUCUGUGCAUAUUCAUCGCACCCUUGGAAUUCUCAAAGAAGCCGAGAUGGUCGCACAAAGCGAGGAGAAUCUUCCUUCGAUCUCUACCAAUUAUGCUAUUGAGAUUUGGAGCUCUACUGUUCACAGCAGUUGGAGCAGUCAUUGCAACGGUUAUGUUUGUUAUCUUCAAGAACACUUUUGAAAGCGCGGCCGACUUCAACAUUCAAGCCACACUUGGCGUACAGAUAUUGGCCUUUGAAUGGGUAGCAGUCGGCCUGAAUUUAGUUGGGUUCUUAAUGUCUGUCGGCACCUGCUGCGGUAUUUGUUGCUGCUCAGGCAAGAGGAAAGCGAUCAAGAAGCAGGAGCAGGAGCACUCGCCUCGCGUGGAAGAAAAAUAG